Naegleria gruberi is the source of this 609-nucleotide messenger RNA. RefSeq lists its product as uncharacterized. Gene Ontology annotation, cellular component: Golgi apparatus. Lineage: Eukaryota; Heterolobosea; Eutetramitea; Acrasida; Naegleriidae. Gene Ontology annotation, biological process: endoplasmic reticulum to Golgi vesicle-mediated transport. Bases 1 to 609 code for a protein of 202 amino acids. Gene Ontology annotation, molecular function: SNAP receptor activity. The record is from RefSeq and is a predicted model, not a curated record. The transcript has a single exon.
AUGGUCAAAAUUUACGGAUUAUUCAUCUUGAAACAACAACAUUCAAGCAAACCUUUAGUGUUGAGUAGUAAUGUAGAUAGUGGAUGGUAUAGUUUCUUCUAUACUGAUCAAAUCACAGAAAUUACAGUCUUUUUGGCUAAAUUAUUGGCAGAAAAGACUCAACCUGGGUUGAGACAACAAGUUGAAAAGGAUGAUUUGGUUGGUUAUGUACAAAAAACAAAGGAAGGAAUGAGUUGUGUAUUGGUCACUGAUAAGGAUUAUCCAUUAAGAGUGGCUUUUGAUUUGGUUAGAUAUACUUUGAGAGCAUUCUCAGAUUGGUUGAUGAAGUCUUCCUUCACAACAUUCACAAAGGACAAUGAAUGUUCGCAAUUUAAUGCCCAACUCAAAGAACUCAUGACCAAAUAUCAAGAUCCAACCAAAGGAGACACCAUGUAUAAGCUUAAACAAGAUAUCGAAGACACUAAGGAAGUUCUCCAUCAAACUCUUGAUAAAUUAUUGGAACGAGGAACUCAUAUUGAUAAGCUCAUUGAACAAACCAAUGAAUUAUCGGAUGGAGCUAAAGAUUUUUAUAGAAAAACUAGAAAAUCAACUUGUUGUACCAUUUUGUAA